AUGAAGUCAACCCAGCUCCUCGCCGCCGCCCUCCUCGGGUUGGCUGAUACGGUCGCUGGUGCGGCUUCUGGCGUUGCCUCUGCUGCAGGUGCCGCCAAGGAAUUGCUAUACGAGUCUGGCCAGAUUCACAUGGAAAUCAUGGCAAAGAAGGAGGCCUACUGGGCUUCCCGUGAGGCCGAGGGCAUCAUGAACUCGAGUCAAUACCCCAGCUACUCGGCCGACGCUUCCAACUUCCGGCUCGCUGAGGCGGCUGCCCCGGUUCCCUGCGUCAACGGCCUAGCCAAAGUCAGGCCCAACGACGCCAAGUACACGUUCAAGUGCAGCAACGUGGACUUUUACGACUUUGUCAGCCAUGCAGACCUUGGUAGCACCAGGGGAGAGGGCGCUUCUUCGUGGGGUUGGACCAGUCCCGAGGGUAGGGAGUUUGUGGCCAUUGCCCAAUCUGAUGGUGCCGCAUUUGCAGAGGUCACCAAGGAGGGCAAGCUCGUGUACCUCGGUCGCCUGCCGCAGUACUCGAGUGUUUCCAUCUGGCGCGAGAUGAAGGGCUACAAGAACUACCUCAUCAUUGGGAGCGAGGCCACCAACCAUGGUGUACAGAUUUUUGACUUCCGCAAGCUCCUGACAGUCGACCCAGCCAAGCCGGUCGUCUUCAGCAACACCCGUGACCUGACGGCCAGGUGGAACGGCCUCCCAACCGGCCGAUCCCACAACGUCGUUGUAAACGAGGAGAAGAACUACGGCGUUGCCGUCGGCGCCAUGCCCCGCACCGACACGUGCCGCUCGGGUCUCAUCUUUUUCGACCUAACCGACCCGGCCAACCCCAAGGACCUGGGCUGUGCUUCCGGAGACGGCUAUGUCCAUGAUGCGCAGUGCAUCGUCUAUCGUGGUCCCGACACAAAGUACAACGGCCGCGAUAUCUGCUACGGCUAUAACGAGGACACCUUGACCAUCUACGACGUCACCGACAAAAAGUCCACCAAGAUCAUCUCCCGCACCACCUACUCCGGUGCGGCCUACACGCACCAGGGCUGGGUGACCAACACUACCUGGCAGGAGUACCUGGUGCUGGACGACGAGUACGACGAGUACGACGGCGUCGGGCCGGGAGCGCAGCGGCGAGCCGUCACCUACUUUUGGGACAUUCGGUCCCUCGAAAGCCCCAAGCAGACGGGCUUCUUCCGCAGCUCCGUCAACGGCGUCGACCACAACCAAUUCGUCGUCGGCAGGUACGCCUUUCAGAGCAACUACGGCAGCGGCCUGCGCGUGCUGGACCUGUCUACCCUCCCGCGUGAUCCCACCGGCGCCGGGGUCAGUGAGGUUGCGUACUUUGAUGUUUAUCCUGAGGAUGACAACCUUAGCGGCGGUGGGCAGGUUGAGUUUCAGGGUACGUGGAGCAGCUAUCCGUUCUUCAAGAGUGGGUUCAUUGUCGUCAACACGAUUGAGCGCGGUGCCUACGUGCUCAAGAUGACCAACAGGGAGGGGUUUUAG
This is a messenger RNA of Pyricularia grisea, 1488 nucleotides long. RefSeq lists its product as uncharacterized. NCBI's taxonomy places the organism in Eukaryota, Fungi, Ascomycota, Sordariomycetes, Magnaporthales, Pyriculariaceae. Gene Ontology annotation, cellular component: extracellular region. The transcript has 5 exons. The record is from RefSeq and is a predicted model, not a curated record. The coding region runs from base 1 to 1488 and encodes 495 amino acids.